GCCAUCAUAGGUGCUGCUCGCUAACAGCACUUGCCCCAACAGUCUGUUGAGGCUACAUGGGGAUAUUCUUUUAUAGAUCUGCUCUAAUCCCGAGUUGUAUUCCUCUCGUCCUGGCAGGACACAACGGUCUAGUUGCUGUGAGUACGACUCGCAGAGCCGGGCGCAAGCACGGAACCAUCGCACCGCACGCCCCGGCAAACCCUGCCACACAGUGAUGUCCACAGCAGUGCAGAGAGUCUUCAGCUGCGUCUUCUUGGCAGUCGCAAUUGUUGUACUCGGAGCCAUGGCUAAUAGAGGGGGUAUUUGCCGGUAAACAUCUGGCCAGCUAUUUGCAUUGGUUCAAGCAAGCGUGAUGAGACGCCAAUGCCGAAACUGGUCAAGAAUUUGCAUCGAACCAACGCUAUUGAAAUUGUGAGCUCCCAGAAUGCUUUGCGACCGAUGGGAUAUUUAAAAAAAUGGACUUUGGAGGGACCUGAUAUGUGAAGGUGGCUGCCUGUCUCCUUAUUUAUUGAGGAAGGUAGGUCCGCCCACUACCCAGGUAGCACCGCCCAUUACCCAGGUAGCUCCGCCCAUUAUCCAGGUAGCUCUGCCAACUACUCAGGUAGCACCGCCCAUUACCCAGGUAGCUCCGCCCAUUACCCAUGUAGCUCCGCCCCAUAACCAGGUUGUCCGCUCACUCAACAGGUAGCUCCUCCCACUAACCAGGUAGCCCCCGCCCCAUAGCAGGUAGCCGAAUUCCUGAACUUCACGAAACCUUCAGGGUUGGGAAGAAAGGCAUCAGGAGAGACUUUCUGAAAUCAACGCUGUCCCGGCCAAUCCGGGACGUUUGAUGUCUCCACUCUCUCCCCAACCAUGCCCCCUGCUCCCAACUAAUCCCGACGCCCAUCACCAGGCCUCCUACCUGCAGCAGGCCGGGUUCGACACCGCCGUGGUGGAACGUCGGCACGUGGUCGGUGGAGCGGCCAUCACCGAGGAGAUCGUCCCAGGGUUCAAGUUCUCCCGCGCCUCCUACGUGCUCAGUUUGCUGAGGCCGCAGAUUUACAAAGACCUCGAGCUGAAGAAGUUCGGGCUGAAGCUCUACCCCCGCGACCCGUACUCCUUCAACCCCUCCCCGUCGGACGGCAGGCGUGAGCCGCCCCCGCCGUCGCUGCUGCUGGGGCUGGACAUGCAGGAGAACCAGCGGAGCAUCGCCUGGUUCUCCGCGAGGGAUGCCAAAGCGUACGCAGAGUAUGUGCAGCUCAUGGAGAAGCUGGCCUGGGCCGUGGAGCCUCUGAUCGACGCUCCGCCGCCCGACGUCCCCGGGUUCCACGGUGGUCCCCUCGGCUCGCGCCUGCGCGCCGCCAAAUCCUUCCUGCCCGCCCUGAGCUGCGUUGCCGGCGGAAGCCUCCACAAACCGUCCGCGCGGUCUUUCACCCCCAAGGUCCAGGGAUUCGCGGGGUGGAGCGAGGAGCCCAUUUUGGACCGAUGGUUUGAGUCGGAGCCUCUGAAGGCCACUCUGGCCACGGACUCUGUGAUUGGAGCCAUGGUCAGCCCCAGGACCCCGGGCAGUGGGUACGUGUUGCUGCACCACGUGAUGGGCGAGCUGGAGGGCGUUAAGGGCAUGUGGGCCUACGUGGAGGGCGGCAUGGGCGCAGUAUCCACCUGCAUGGCCAAGUGCGCCAUCUCCCGCGGAGCGUCCAUCUUCACCGAGGCGGUACUCACCCAGGUGCUCGUGGACGGCCACGGGCCGCCUCCCACCGGGGUGGUGCUGUGCGGUGGCACAGAGGUGCGCAGCAAGGUGGUGCUGUCCAACGCUACGCCGCACGUCACCUUCACGCAGCUCACGCCGCAGGAUGCCCUGCCGGCUGACUUCCUCCGAGAGGUUUCUCAAAUUGACUACACGUCUCCCGUCACCAAAAUCAACGUCGCCGUGGACCGUCUCCCCACUUCCUGGCAGCGCCGACGGAGCGAAGCGGGGCAGGCGAUGGCGCACCACCGCUGCUCCAUCCACCUCAACACGUGGGACAUGGCCUGCCUGGACCGCGGCUACCACGAGGCCCUGCAGGGGGCCCCGUCCACGCGGCCCAUGAUGGAGCUGUGCAUCCCGUCGGCACUGGACCCAACGCUGGCGCCUCCGGGAAGCCACGUGGUGUCACUCUUCACGCAGUACACGCCGUACCUACUCGCCGGGGGACGCGCCUGGACGCAGGCCGACAGGGAGGCCUACGGCGAUCGAGUGUUUGACUGCAUCGAGGAGUACGCUCCGGGGUUCAAGUCGUCCGUGAUUGGCCGGGAGAUCUUGACCCCCGCCGACCUGGAGAGGGAGUUUGGUCUCACCGGAGGGAACAUAUUCCACGGCGCCAUGUCCCUGGACCAGCUGUACUUCACCCGCCCCGUCGCGUCCCACGUGAGCUACAGGUCGCCGGUCCGAGGACUCUACCUGUGCGGGAGCGGUGCGCACCCAGGUACGGGGGGGGGCGUGAUGGGGUCGGCCGGCCGUAACGGUGCCCUCGUCGCAGUCGCCGACUGCAAGCGGAGGUGAAGCGGCCGCGCUCGUCGCUCCGCUCAUCGGGCGGUGGUGGCCACGUUGGCCGACGGCAAAUGAACGGCAUGCGCAGGUAUAGAGUACGGCGUGUACCACCGUGCGUGCGUGCGUGUGCCUUGCACGAGCGUCUGCGAAAGGACGGUUUCAUCACAAGGUGUCGAUUUUAAAUGGACUUGAUAGGAUUCGGGGUCGCCCUCGUGUCCAUUGCUCGUUGAUUGGUGUUGUUCGUUGAACGUCCGUCCGGCGGGCUCGUUGGCGCGCGGCGCUUAGCGAGAAACAGACUCGACGUUCAGAUUGCUGAUUAAAAAUAAAACGUCACUUGUUAUCAAUAAUGAUGAAUCUCCACACGUUUUGUGUGUUCCUAUAUGCACAGGUAAAUUAAACGCAUGUCUUUUGUGAAACCGAGCGCAGAAUCUUAGUUAACUCCUGUUUUUUCAGUUAAAUA
Messenger RNA from Petromyzon marinus (sea lamprey), 2969 nucleotides. The record is from RefSeq and is a predicted model, not a curated record. NCBI's taxonomy places the organism in Eukaryota, Metazoa, Chordata, Hyperoartia, Petromyzontiformes, Petromyzontidae.